UGGAGGGAGUUUCUUGUCAAUUGUGCUUCCAAAAAUAAUGUUUCGAUAUUUUUCCGAAGUCGAGCAGAUGUGCUUCUGCACUGUGAUUUUGCUCAAGUGCUCGCUGGUGCUGGCAAUUAUUUUACUGGCCAUUCUCAGCGUGUUGGACACUGUGGAGGACAUCCAAAACCAUGGCCAGACCACAGCGAGAGGCCAAAUGAUGCUCAUUAUGUGCUAUGUCCUGAACUCCUUCAUUAUAGUCAUACUCUGUGCGGGCGUGUAUGCGGCAAUACGCGAGAAACUGAAGCUACUGCAGCUGCUAAUUUUGGCUUUGAUCACCUAUUUCCUGGGCAAGAUGUCGCUCUGGAUUGUGGUGGGCAACCAAGGCGUGCUCGAGCUGCUGGUGGUUCAUUUCUGGUACCAACUGACUUUGAUUGACUCCUUGGUUUGCAUUGUGCUGCUGACUUGUUUCUGCCUGAGAAUAAAGGAUGACGAUGGUGAGGAUCCGCCAUUUAGUUAGGCCAUUCCCUCCGCA
Messenger RNA from Drosophila guanche, 514 nucleotides. RefSeq lists its product as uncharacterized. The transcript is spliced from 4 exons. Bases 38 to 499 code for a protein of 153 amino acids. The record is from RefSeq and is a predicted model, not a curated record. NCBI's taxonomy places the organism in Eukaryota, Metazoa, Arthropoda, Insecta, Diptera, Drosophilidae.